AUGGAGAAACGCAAUCUCUCAGUGGUGCAUGAGUUCAUCCUGAUGGGCAUCACAUCGCCCCCUGAGCUGCAGGCUCCAUUAUUUGGGCUGUUCCUUAUCAUCUAUCUGGUCUCAGUGCUGGGCAACUUGGGCAUGAYCAUCCUCACCAAGGUGGACCACAGCUUGCAAACACCCAUGUACUUUUUCCUGAGGCACCUGGCUAUUACAGAUCUUGGAUAUUCUACAGCUGUGGGCCCCAAAAUGCUAGUAAAUUUUCUUGUGGAUCAAAAUACAAUCUCCUAUUACUUUUGUGCCACACAGCUAGCUUUCUUUCUUCUGUUUAUUGUUAGUGAACUAUUUAUUCUGUCUGCAAUGUCUUAUGAUCGYUAUGUGGCCAUCUGUAAUCCUCUCCUCUACACUGUCAUUAUGUCACAGAGGAUAUGUUAUAUACUGGUGGCAAUCCCAUAUCUCUACUGCACAUUUGUAUCKCUUCUAGUCACUAUAAAGAUUUUUAUUUUACCCUUCUGUGGCUACAAUGUCAUCAGUCAUUUCUUCUGUGACAGCCUCCCCUUGUUAUCUUUGCUCUGCUCAAACACCCAUGAAAUUGAAUUGAUAAUUUUAAUCUUAGCAGCUUUUGAUUUKAUUUCCUCUCUUCUGAUUGUCCUUGUGUCCUACCUGCUCAUCCUCCUAGCCAUUCUCAGGAUGAAGUCUGCUGAGGGCAGGCGCAAGGCUUUCUCCACCUGUGGAUCUCAUCUGACAGUGGUCAUAGUGUUCUAUGGGACUUUGAUAUUUAUGUAUGUCCAGCCUAAAUCCACUCACUCCUUUGACACUGAUAAAGUGGCUUCCAUAUUUUACACUCURGUUAUCCCCAUGUUGAAUCCUUUGAUCUACAGCUUGAGAAACAAAGAUGUAAAAUAUGCUCUACAGAGGACCUGGAAUAACUUGUGCAAUUUUUUUUCUUAA
This is a messenger RNA of Urocitellus parryii (Arctic ground squirrel), 942 nucleotides long. Its product is annotated as olfactory receptor 8K3-like. NCBI's taxonomy places the organism in Eukaryota, Metazoa, Chordata, Mammalia, Rodentia, Sciuridae. The record is from RefSeq and is a predicted model, not a curated record. Gene Ontology annotation, biological process: G protein-coupled receptor signaling pathway. Gene Ontology annotation, molecular function: G protein-coupled receptor activity; olfactory receptor activity. Gene Ontology annotation, cellular component: membrane.